UAACAACUGAAAAUAAAUAAUAAAAAUAUACCGGCGUUAAGGAAAAAGCCAGGAGGCCACUGAGAAAAAGACACGUAUGAUGCUGGGAAACCACAUCUCUUCUCUUCAAAAAUCCCACUCUUAAUUCUCUUCUCCAAACAAUCUUCAUUCACGCUAGCUUCUUCUUCGUCUGCCAAAUUUCACAGAUGGCUUCUUCAUCGGCUUGUCUUAUAGGGAACGGAUUAUCUAUCCACACAACCAAACAGCGGUCUAAACAGCUUGGGCUCUCCUCAACGUUUGUUUCAGUUGAUAGAACAUCUAAAGUUACUGUUCUGAGGGCUUCUUUGGAUGUAAAGAAACACGAAGCAAGAAGGGGUUUCUUCAAGCUUUUACUUGGAAACGCUGCAGCUGCUGGAGUGGGUUUGCUUGGAACUGGAAAAGCAAACGCAGAUGAACAAGAGGUUUCUUCGUCUAGGAUGUCAUAUUCUAGGUUCCUCGAGUAUUUAGACAAGGGAAGGGUUGAUAAAGUAGAUUUGUAUGAGAAUGGGACAAUAGCUAUAGUGGAGGCUGUUUCUCCUGAGUUGGGUAACCGGAUUCAGCGUGUACGCGUACAGCUACCAGGAUUAAGCCAGGAGCUUCUCCAGAAGUUGAGGGCAAAGAAUAUUGAUUUUGCAGCACAUAAUGCUCAGGAAGACCAAGGCUCUCCAUUACUCAACUUGAUUGGGAAUCUUGCGUUCCCUGUGAUUCUCAUUGGCGGUUUGUUCCUUCUCUCGAGACGGUCCUCCGGUGGAAUGGGUGGCCCUGGUGGUCCCGGCUUCCCGCUUCAACUUGGUCAGUCGAAGGCAAAGUUCCAGAUGGAGCCAAACACCGGUGUGACGUUUGAUGAUGUUGCUGGAGUCGAUGAAGCCAAGCAAGAUUUCAUGGAAGUGGUGGAGUUUCUGAAGAAGCCUGAGAGGUUCACUGCGGUUGGUGCUCGGAUCCCGAAAGGUGUUCUCCUUGUUGGUCCUCCCGGUACUGGGAAAACGCUGUUGGCAAAAGCCAUUGCUGGUGAAGCCGGUGUGCCCUUCUUUUCGAUCUCGGGUUCUGAGUUUGUUGAGAUGUUUGUCGGUGUUGGUGCCUCAAGGGUCCGCGACCUUUUCAAAAAGGCCAAGGAGAAUGCUCCUUGCAUUGUGUUUGUUGAUGAAAUAGAUGCUGUUGGUAGGCAAAGAGGAACCGGAAUCGGUGGAGGUAAUGAUGAAAGAGAACAGACACUGAAUCAGCUCCUGACUGAGAUGGAUGGUUUUGAGGGUAACACUGGCGUUAUCGUAGUUGCUGCAACCAACAGGGCAGAUAUUCUUGACUCCGCCUUGCUGAGACCAGGACGUUUUGACCGGCAGGUGUCUGUUGACGUUCCAGACGUCAAGGGAAGAACAGAUAUACUCAAGGUUCACUCGGGGAAUAAGAAAUUCGAGGGCGGUGUUUCACUUGAAGUGAUAGCCAUGAGAACGCCUGGGUUUAGUGGAGCUGAUCUUGCAAACCUCUUGAACGAGGCUGCCAUAUUGGCCGGACGCCGUGGAAAGACAGCAAUAUCAUCGAAAGAGAUUGAUGACUCAAUCGAUAGAAUUGUAGCUGGCAUGGAAGGAACAGUCAUGACUGAUGGGAAGAGCAAAAGUCUGGUUGCUUACCAUGAAGUUGGCCAUGCCGUCUGUGGAACAUUGACUCCAGGACAUGAUGCUGUUCAAAAGGUCACAUUGAUACCAAGAGGCCAAGCGAGAGGUCUGACUUGGUUCAUUCCCUCAGAUGAUCCAACUCUAAUCUCCAAACAACAGCUCUUUGCAAGAAUUGUUGGUGGACUCGGUGGUAGAGCCGCUGAAGAAGUCAUCUUCGGUGAGCCCGAGGUGACUACUGGUGCAGUUGGUGACUUGCAACAGAUCACCGGUUUGGCUAAGCAGAUGGUGACAACAUUUGGGAUGUCUGAAAUCGGGCCAUGGUCGCUAAUGGAUUCGUCGGCUCAAAGCGACGUGAUUAUGAGGAUGAUGGCAAGAAACUCAAUGUCGGAGAAGCUUGCAAACGAUAUCGACUCAGCGGUGAAGACACUAUCAGACAGGGCAUACGAGAUAGCUUUGGGGCACAUAAGGAACAAUCGUGAAGCCAUGGACAAGAUUGUUGAAGUACUUCUCGAGAAAGAGACGAUGUCUGGCGAUGAAUUCCGAGCAAUCCUGUCUGAAUUUACGGAAAUCCCACCUGAAAACCGUGUUGCUUCCUCAACCUCAACAGCAACACCAACACCAGCUUCAGUCUGAGUAAAGAGGCCUUUGUGUGUAUAUCUUGAGAUACUUCCCCAUACUGUGUAACAAGUAAAUCUUAAUUUUACCUAGUUGGAGUAUAUAUACAAAUUCGUAGUACUUGCAUUUGUUAAGCCAUAAUCUUACUUGCUGAUAGAAUUAAUCCCGUGAACAUACUCCGAGAUUCAAAGUCCUUACACGUCACGGAGUUGGUACCGUGAUGAUGCUCAAAGAUUCAAGAUCAUAAUUACAUUUACCUACACACUACUACAAUGCUUCCUUGAAGGAACAAGAAUCAAACCCUAGAGUUAGACCUAAUAAUUUUUAAUCUUAAAUAAUACUACCAAGAUUCGAUGUCUACUCCUACACAUCCUAGUCCUUCCUUCCUUUUGAGCAAAACACCUUUAACCGUUAGAUUCAGACGCUCCAUCGAUCUUCCCCUUCUUCACCCAGACCGUAGGCCCUGUUGCCCUAAUAACACGUGUAGACGACCAAUCAUGUUUACGGUUUCGGUAAUUAGAGUGUCCGCUGUUCAAUCUCGCAGGUCCCUUGACCUCUCUAUCGCUUGCUUCCUCUCCUACUCUCUUCUCGGUCCACAGAUCCUGAAAUUGGCUUUCUACAGCAAUCGAAUCCCUCUCUCUGUUCUGAACAAUUUUAUCUCCCUUGGCCACGUAAACUCUGGGACUCUCCUCUUUCACCAGAUUACUCUCCCUCGGGAUGCACGCCUUUGAUUCAGAUUUGAAGCUCUCCUCCUCCACAGACCCAUCUUGAUUCUUUUUCUUCUUCAUCUUCUUACCCCAUCUCUUCUUUCUCUGUUGCGAAUCUCCUCCAUCUUCGUCCUUGUUGCUCACAGUCGCAGAGACCUCUGCUUCCUCGCAAUUUGGUUCCUUUUCCAAACGAUUCGGACGAAAACCUCCGCCUAAACCCUUUUUCUCGAGCUUCAUUCUUGGUUCUACGGCCUCCACUACUACCUUCAUUUUCUCUCUCCAUCCUUGUCCAUUCGCCUGCUGCUUCACUCCACUCUCUGCUAAGUCCUUUUCCUUCUGUUUCCGCUCUCUCUCCUUAACCCAACGCUCCUGAAGCUGGAGAAUGGAGACGUAGUUCGCCGGAAUCGACGCCACACUCUUCAUCUUCCCAUCAAUUUUCUUCUCCAUUAAAUUAACUUUCUUCUUGCGCAUCAUCAUCAAAGGCUAGAGAGGAAAGAGUUAAAAAAGACUAGAAAAGCGAUCGGACAGCAAACGACAAAGUCCGUAAGGCCCAUUGGGCUCUCGAACUGUACUGACUAGUGAGAAACAGCAAGA
Messenger RNA from Thlaspi arvense, 3544 nucleotides. Lineage: Eukaryota; Viridiplantae; Streptophyta; Magnoliopsida; Brassicales; Brassicaceae. The record is from the annotation of a GenBank genome assembly.